AUGGAGAAGUCACAACGAGCUGAUUUCUUGUUCAAGGGCGAUCAUGAUCAUGAGGACGUCCCUCUUCCUGGCCACCACGUCGAGGAAGACAACAAGGCCAGCAGCAUGCUGUGCUGCGGCAACUGCGGACCUGCGCCACCACCGAGGGACAGUAGUUGUCGGUCGCCGCCGCCGGAGGCAAAGGCGCCGCGGACAUCUCUGGCGGCCUCAUUCACCAAGCUAUGUCAUUAA
Miscanthus lutarioriparius is the source of this 231-nucleotide messenger RNA. Lineage: Eukaryota; Viridiplantae; Streptophyta; Magnoliopsida; Poales; Poaceae. The record is from the annotation of a GenBank genome assembly.